This is a messenger RNA of Betta splendens (Siamese fighting fish), 4819 nucleotides long. Its product is annotated as discs large homolog 1-like protein. Gene Ontology annotation, biological process: chemical synaptic transmission; neurotransmitter receptor localization to postsynaptic specialization membrane. Gene Ontology annotation, molecular function: kinase binding. Gene Ontology annotation, cellular component: neuromuscular junction; neuron projection; postsynaptic density membrane. The record is from RefSeq and is a predicted model, not a curated record. Lineage: Eukaryota; Metazoa; Chordata; Actinopteri; Anabantiformes; Osphronemidae.
UUCAUGCUUCCAGCUCCGUGAGACGCCAUUUUGGAGGAAAGUUUGGAAUUUGUAAACCUGGGGAGGAGGAGAAGGAGGCGGAGGAGGAGAGGGAGGAAAAAGAAGAGAGGAGACGCAGGAGAAGCGAACGGAGCAGAGGAGGAGGCUCGACUCUGGGGAACUUCGACACGCACGCAGGGCGCAGGCUCCGGGAGGCGGCCGCUCUGGAGUUGAGGCUCCUCCGUCUGGAACUUUGUCCCUUCGCCGCAGCUGCAGCGGCGGCCGCGCGCGUCCGCUCCGCCCGGAAACGCGGCGUUUUUUCGGCCACUUUGGCCGAAGCUGCGUUCCCACCUCUGCUCCCGCCGUGAGACGCGCUGCUCGCCGGGCAGGAGCCUCUGCGACGUGAAGAGCAGUCGGAGAGCCGCCCACUGGAGCUUCUGGGGCUUGACUCCGAACGGGUUUCCUGGGGGAGCCGGUGUCGUCGCCUUGGACGGGGCGGGUUCCCCGGACCGGACUUUGGAGGCUGUUGGGCUCGAAGGGAACUUGGUGUCGCCGCUGACGGAUUUCUCCUCCAGUCCGGAUUGUAGCGCAGACAGCGGCGUUGACAGGCGGAGCACACGGACAGAGCCGUACUGUGUAGCUAACUAGCUCCGAGCCGAGCCGAGCCGAGCCCGACCAGACCCAGCCAGACCCAGCCAUGCCAGUCAGAAAGAAAGAUGCUCAGCGGGCCCUGCUGCUGCUGGAGGAGUACCGGGCCAAGCUGGACCACGCCGAGGACCGGCCGCUCCGACGCUCCGUCCAGAGGGUCAUCGACAUCUUCCAGAGCAACCUGUUCCAGGCGCUCAUAGAUAUCCAGGAAUUUUACGAAGUGACCUUAUUGGACAGUCAGAGAUGGGUGGAGUCUUCCAAGGGGUUGGACCCAGCAGCGCCCGUCAACCUGUGGGACUUCUCCAGCCUUCCAAGCACAACGGUGACCUCGGACACUCUGCCCAGCCUUAGCACCAGCAUCGAGGACUCCCCCCUCCUUAAUGAAAUCCUUCACGUGUUGGCGAAGGCCAAUCGCUCGCCAGGCCACGACGGACAAAAGUACAGGCACCACGAUGAGGACUCGUCCCCCCAGGAUCAGAGCUCCCCCCAGCUGACAGAGGAGGCAGGGGGACCAGAGCUGGUCCAGGUGGCAGAGAAAAACCUUUCCCAGGUCGAAAAUGUGCACGGCUACGUCACCCACGCUCACAUCUCACCCAUGAAGGUAGCGUCUCUGGAGUGCAUCUUUGAUGGUUCCUCAAUAUUAGGACAGAAUCACCCGGAGCUCCCUUCCCCUACGUCCUCCAUCCUCUACCCCCAUGGAGAGGACAGCCCCCUCCCCUCCUGCUCCUCCAACCCUUACCCCCCGGUCCAGCAGGCCGAGGCCGCCCCGCCCACCUCUCCCAUAAUCCCUGUGAUCCCAAUCUCGCCAAUCCCAGCUGAGACCACCGUCAUCCCUCCGACGUCACAGGCCAAUCCUCCCCCUGUGGUGGUCAACACAGACAGCCUGGACACGCCUCCUUACGUCAACGGGACGGAGGCUGACUACGAGUACGAGGAGAUCACUCUGGAGCGGGGAAACUCGGGCUUGGGCUUCAGCAUCGCAGGCGGCACAGACAACCCCCACAUCGGGGAGGAUCCCAGUAUCUUCAUCACCAAAGUCAUACCUGGAGGAGCGGCCGCUCAGGACGGACGGCUCAGGGUUAACGAUGUCAUCCUGCGAGUUAACGAGGUGGAUGUUCGGGACGUGACCCACAGCCGAGCCGUGGAGGCGCUAAAGGAGGCCGGAUCUCUGGUCCGACUCUACGUCCGCCGGAGGAAACCUGUCUCCGAGAAAGUGAUGGAACUGAAACUAGUCAAAGGCCCCAAAGGCCUGGGCUUCAGUAUAGCAGGCGGAGUGGGGAACCAGCACAUUCCUGGAGACAACAGCAUCUAUGUUACCAAGAUCAUCGAAGGCGGAGCAGCACAUAAAGACGGGAGGCUGCAGAUUGGAGACAAACUUCUCGCUGUGAACAGCGUCUGUCUGGAGGAGGUGACCCACGAACACGCCGUCACUGCCUUGAAAAACACCCCUGACGUGGUCUACCUGAAAGUGGCUAAACCCAACAGUGUCUUCAUGAACGACAGCUUCGCCCAACCCGACCUCACCAACUCGUUCUCCCAGCACAUGGAGAACCAUAUCAGCCCACCCAGCUUCCUGGCCCAGCCCCCAGCCCCACCAGCACCUUCAGGACGCUACUCCCCUACCCCCAAGAGCAUGAUGGGAGACGAUGACGUAACGCGUGAGCCCAGGAAGGUGGUUCUGCACAGAGGAGCCACGGGACUGGGCUUCAACAUCGUGGGUGGCGAGGACGGAGAAGGGAUCUUCAUUUCUUUCAUCCUCGCUGGAGGUCCAGCAGACCUCUCUGGAGAGCUGAGGAAGGGGGACCGGCUCGUUUCGGUCAACGGAGUGGACCUUCGCAGUGCAACCCACGAGCAGGCAGCCGCCGCGCUGAACGCCGGGCAGACGGUGACCAUCGUAGCCCACUACAGGCCAGAGGAGUACAGUCGCUUCGAGGCCAAAAUUCACGACCUGAGAGAGCAGAUGAUGAACAGCAGCAUCAGCUCUGGAUCCGGGUCCCUGAGGACGAGUCAGAAGAGGUCGCUUUACGUCAGGGCCCUGUUUGACUACGAUAAGACCAGGGACUCAGGUCUCCCCAGUCAGGGACUAGACUUCAAGUUCGGGGACAUCCUCCACGUGGUGAACGCCUCCGAUGAUGAGUGGUGGCAGGCGCGGCAGCUGACGGCGCAGGGGGAGGUGGAGGAGGUGGGAGUCAUCCCCAGCAAGAGACGGGUCGAAAAGAAGGAGCGAGCGAGAUUAAAGACAGUGAAGUUCAACGCCAAGUCCCGGGACCGGGGGCAGUCUGUCAAUGACAAGCGUAAAAAGAACCUCUUUUCCCGAAAGUUUCCGUUCUACAAGAGCAAAGAGGCGAGUGAGCAGGAGACCAGCGACGUGGACCAACAAGUGACGUCUAACGCCAGCGAUAGUGAGAGUAGCUACCGUGGACAGGAGGAGUAUGUUCUGUCGUACGAACCCGUCGUUCAGCAGGAAGUGAGCUACACCCGACCCGUCAUCAUCCUCGGACCCAUGAAGGAUCGGAUCAAUGAUGACUUGAUUUCAGAAUUUCCUGACAAGUUUGGAUCCUGUGUCCCGCAUACGACCCGGCCGAAGCGGGACUACGAGGUGGACGGCAGGGACUAUCACUUCGUGGUGUCUAGGGAGCAGAUGGAGAAAGACAUCCAGGACCACAGGUUCAUCGAGGCGGGUCAGUACAACAGCCACCUGUACGGAACCAGCGUGCAGUCGGUUCGAGAGGUGGCCGAAAAGGGUAAACACUGUAUCCUGGACGUGUCGGGCAACGCCAUCAAGAGGCUGCAGCUGGCUCAGCUCCACCCCAUCGCUAUCUUCAUCAAGCCCAAAUCCGUGGAGAACAUCAUGGAGAUGAACAAGCGCCUGACGGAGGAGCAGGGCAGGAAGACGUUCGACAGAGCCACCAAGCUGGAGCAGGAGUUCACAGAGCACUUCACAGCCAUCGUUCAGGGCGACACGCUGGAGGAGAUCUACGAGCAGGUGAAGCAGAUCAUUGAGGAGCAGUCGGGUCCGUUCAUCUGGGUCCAGUCCAAGGAGAAGUUGUGAAGGUCCGGCCCGUCGCUCCUCCUCCUCUUCCUCCUCAGAUCCAGCCUGCCCCGUCGACUCAGCAUAGUUUACUUUGUGUGCUGAUCGGUGGGUAAAGUGCAGGAAUGAUCACACGGUACAGAUCCUUAAUGUUUAAGGGAGGAGGAGGAAGAAACUUAUGAAAACGGCUUUCUCUGUUUUUAUUUUUUGGUGGCUUUUUCCCGUUUGUUCCGUCUCAUCGGCGUCUGAUGAAGUCGGAGACACAAACAGCAAAACUUUGCACGUUUGAGCUUUAACAGCAUGUUGGUUAAUCCCCGUUGAUUCCCAUCAUCUCUUGCGUUCGGCGUCAUUUCAUCCCUUUCUGUUGACGUGUUUCCUGUUUUAGUGGCUGCAGGUUCCUGCUCCGCCACUAGAGGCGCUGCUGCUGCCGUGAACCGGCCCAGUCGCUUCAUUGCCAAACGUUUGUUUCUGUGGCCACUUUUAUUCUAAUCACUCUCAUCAAGUCGUUUCGUUUACGUUAAAUGAAUCUGUCGGCGCAGAGAGAAAAUUUAAGGACUUUCCAGAAUUCAGUGAAAUGAGGAGUUUGACGGGACACAGGUUUUUAGGGAACGCUUCAGCCGCGUUUGUUUCUCGCGCAGAUUAAAUAACAGAUGUUUCCACAUCAUCCAGCUUCACUCGGUAGAAAGGUUUGUUUAAAGUCAAAUGUGCGUUGUGUGAAUACAUUUCUUUUCUCGCUGCACCGACAGAUUUGGACCGUUUUGAAUUUCAGACUAAAUCAUUUCACAAGGAUGUUUUCAGCAUUGACUCAUAUGGGUUCAUGUUUUAUCAUGUCAUGGUGGGAUCUGUGUGGUGCAGCUGGAGACGAGCCGCCACCUGCUGAGUUCGCAGGCGUGUCCCAACACGCACACGAAUAAUGUACAAUGAGAUUUUGACAGAUAUUUAACCCUCGGUAAACUGCCUAUUUUGUUAUAAUAAAGUCUAUAUUGAACUUUACGUAAGCACUACUACUACGGAGUUAUUUUCUUUGCAUUGUUAAUCAUAUAUGAAUAGAAAAGUUUAAAGAUAUUUGAAUAUGAAUCUAUAUUUUUCUUUUUUUUGAUCACCACCUCCUCUGUCUUUUAAUUUUCUUUUUUAAGCAUAAUAAAAAACUUAACAAGAAAA